ACCGAUGAACAAAAGACGGAAAUCUGCCGAUAUAUGGGGAUCGAAGACGAUUCGGCGGAUGCGAAUAAGAUCCACACAAUUUUGAAUCAGUUGCGUCAAUUCUUAUUCGAUUCGGGCUAUGCGAAAGAAAUUAAAGAGGGAGUCGAACAAGGGCUUUUUCGUCAACUAUACAUUCCCCGCGACUCAGCAAGGGAUUGUUAUCUUCCUAUCCGACGAAACGGAUUACAUAGCCUGUUGGACUUGAAUCUGUUGGACGUGCCACUGGAUACCACUGACCCAGUCGGGAUGACACAAUUCUAUUAUAGAGAUUAUCCCGAACGACAAGAAUAUGUGGCUCAGUUCGUUUUACGACACGUGAAUCCAGCCUUCAAGUUGCUCGCAGCAAGAGCAUCGAUCGGAUUACAAGUGGAUCCUAAAGACCAUGCCGCAAGAAGGAUGGGGCAAAAGGUCUUUGCUGCGAGAUUGGCUCAUUAUAAGACACAUAACCAGUUGGUGUCCAAUACCAUGAAGGACGAUAUCCCACCACUUUUCCGACCUCACGUGGCGAAAUUGGGCGAACCCAUGGAACAUGUUGGAAUAGCCCAUACGGCAAGAAAGGCGCUGAAAAAGUGUAAGAUACGAAUGGAAAAGGGCAAUCUUACACAACGCCAUGCCUCCCAGGUAGAGGAGAGGAUUAAUAAGAUUAAAGACACCAUGGGAAGUGACUACGUCGAACCUUUUGACGGAGUUGAAAUGUACAUCGACGAAUUCCUUGUGAAGAAAAGCGACCGACGCCCAGAACGCGCUCCUAACCAGAUAGGACGACGCGGCUUAAGAAACCAGCAACUCCGCGAUAACCUCGCUGACGUGCAACGGAGAUUGGCGGAUGACCCUAACAACCGGAGACUCCGGUUGGAGGAGAAUGAUGCACGCCACCGGGUCGAGGCGGUCAAAAGAAGUCGCCAAGGGAAAGGUCGCGGUCAGCGAGAAGUUGACCCGGAAAAGGUGAUGGUAGUUGGUCCCAUGGAACCGAUUGACCGGACUUCUGACCAAAACCAACCGAGGAGUAAUAAGAAGCGCCCGCCGAGAGACGGUGAGGAAGACGAUUCAAACGAAAUGGAAUAGUGUUGAUCGUUAGGAUCACACUAUUAAAAUGACGUCUACGGCAUUUUGUCGGCACGUCACAAAAAUGAAAAAUGGUGUUGUAUAUGAGGGCGAUAUGACUUGUUUACAUAAGCUGUAUUUGUGUAAUUGUUGUUUUCAGCGUUUAUAGCACAGAACCGCCAAGGAUAAAGAAAUCAUGUGGAGCAACGAUUGGGGUUGAAAUUGAUUCGGUCUAUAAAGCCGGCCCCAAGGGAGUUGCUACGGCAGUUAGCCGGCCCUCCUCCUUAAGCGAGUCAGUGUUAUAAAUUUGCAAGAGAAACUACGGUAAUCAAGCCGGAUCUCUUGAAUACGAAGUGGGCCACAAGCGGCGAAAAAGAGAAAGACAACAGGUGGAAAUAUUAAUGAGGUAAACUCGAUGCGGCAGUCAGCCGGUCUCAUUAGAGUUGCUACGGUAAACUAUGCCGGCAAUCUCUCCGAGCGACCCAGUGUCAUAAGUCAACGAGAGAAAUAGCGGUAACCAAGCCGGAUCUCUCGUACGGAAGCUGGGCCACAAGCGGCGAACAAGAGUAAAAGAUUUCAUGUGGAAGCGUUAUGGGGUAAAUUUAAUGCGGUAGCAAGCCGGCCCCACCAGAGAUGCUACGGUAAACUCUGCCGGCACUCUGGCCGCUCGAGGCAUAUUGAAGUUGGAUGUGCGACGGAAAGGUCAACUUAAAAGUUUUACCAGGGAGGCAAGCAAAGAAGUGCUUGAAGGCCGCAGAAAAAUCGGCUAAGUUCCUCCAUGACCUUUACCGGAGAUUUGAAGAGAAGAUGGAUGACCUUUGGGAUCAUUAUUUCCCAACAGAGUCAUCGUAUUGGAAUCUAAGUCGCAUGACCUUUUGGGACCAUUAACCCAUAACGAGUCGCACAUCUCAACGGAUCAUCUCAACAAAGGAUGACCUUUAUCAGGGAGGAAGCGAACUACGCUUGUCUACAUGACGUCCCUCCAUGACCCUUAUGGAUCUCAUUUUGAAGUCGUACAAUAGAUACGCACCUUAUUCCAAAGAUGAAGCAGUAUUCCUAAAGUCGUACAUUGAUACGCACCAGAUUCUCAAGCGGAUUGUGAUGAAAGUCGCACUAUGGAUGCGCGGAAUUGCUCAAGCGAGCGGAAUGGGCCAAAGUGCGGAAAACGGUGGACAGGACCUGUGACCUUUACGAGUCAGAAAUGGAGGAUCCUAGUCUACAUUUGAUUAAUACUUUUAUUGAUCUUAUAACUGUUGAUCUGUUUUUGUAUUAGAAUUGAUAUGGAAUAGUAUUUUAAUACAGAUCUCUUUAUUUCACAUUGUGCAUUUGGAAUUAUGUGAUUAAAUGGAUUAAGAGAUUUGAUGUUUUUGAGCACGCACAGACACCGGCGACCGCCGUCUUUUCGUGGAUUCGGGAGUAUGUUCAGCCUCAACGGAGCUCGGCAUCCCCCCAGAGGCAUGUGAGCGGGGGUUCACUAGCGUUCACGUCCGCGACGCUACGCCAGCUGGAUUACGUGUCUGUGUUGUGUCUCGCUCUGAUUGGCUAGUGGGCGCGGCUUAGCACGUGCUGCACAGUGUUACACACUGUUGAAUUGGCUCUAGGUUUUGCGAUCGAGCUGCGCCGAUCACUUGUUGAUUAUCUGGUCUCCAGACUUUUCAAUAUUAAAAAGUCAGCGAUUUACGGUGCGACGUUUGUGUUUCCGCAUAGCUCGCGAUCCAGAUCGUAUCGCUCGCUUCCACAGGAUAGAUUCUGUUUCUGUCUCUGUCUCUGGAUCCAUUCUGGAUCUAGCAUUAGACCGGCAUCGUUCUGUGUGCGCGCGCGGUAUUGUCGAUGGUCAUCAGCUUCCCGCCUUACGCAGCAUUACGCGAGGGAACUAGUAGUACGUUCGGAGCGCAAAGCUUGGAUGAUCGCUACUACAUAUUCAUGGAGAGAUCCCAGAAAUAUUUUAUACUAUAUUGAUGAUUCUUACAAUGAAGGCGAAGCAGUGAUGUUACACGGCGCGAUGAUGUCGGUGGCGGAUAAUACGAAUCAAUGUUUGCACUUCCGUGAGUACGAUCCCGAUACGGAUGCCGGAAAAGCUUUUUUAUACAUCUCCAAGACGCUGAAUGAUGGGACCACACCGCCCACCUGUGUGACGUUUCUGGGUCGCGUGAACCGCGCGGCGGGUCACGGUCAGAAGCUGGUGAUCCACAACGGCGAGAACGGAUGUAUGGGAUCGUUGCGGGAUCUGAUGCGUAUCAUAGUGAAUGCACUGGGACUGCGCAAUGAGUAUCGUCGGCCCGACCGCGAUCAGUACAUUGAUGUCUACCCGGAUAACUUAGCUCCUGGUUUAAAAGGUAGCUCAUUACUGGAUGAAAUGAAUCGGAUGCCUAUUACGAUAACUUCCCGUUUGAUUAUUUCUCCAUCACCAUGCCCUCCGUGACUAAGUACGCGGCCGACAACGCCGUCAUCUACAGUACAGUCUGCCGGGAAAUGGUACCAUUGCUUACGUGGAACAUCUCAGUCGGGAUGACUGCAUGGGAUUGGCUUGGAUGUACGGCUGCGAUGCACAAAAUUGCACAGAUCCGUACCAAGAUGUGGAUGUGGAUUUCUCGCCGCCUAAAACUUCGGACGAGCGCAACGCAGCUACGUACUCCUGGCACCGGCGGAUACAGUGACCACCCUGACCCGACCAUCCGGAAAAAGCGACAAUAUGUUCCACGUCAUGGCCCUGGACAAGAAGGCUUCCAAUAUCCUUGGCAAACAGAUGGGUUUGUCGGGUGACGCCAUGAGUGGACAAGUGAAUGUGACCUUUGUCACGACCGCGAAAAACAGCAGUGCCGAUCAGAAUAGUUUUGUGCUCAACAGUCAGUCAUCGGUGGCCGGUGUCCAGCCCCAAUCCGGCUCAGCGGUGACGCUUAAUUUGAAGAACGUGUCGAACGCUACGACGUGGAUUGGUACGUAAUUUUGCUGACAUAAUGAACAAAUCAGUGAUAAUGAUAAACACUGACAGAAUGAAAGUUGUAUUACUUGUAUUUAUUUUGUCACGGACCCACGGUGCAUGGCUUAUCUUGUUUUCGUGUAAGAAGACCUUUUUUGUGCCAGUAAAAAGCUUUCACAAAUAGUGGCUAACUUUAAUAGCAAUCUUCGAAUAACUCAAACCAGUUAACAGUUUAUUACAUUUAUGACAGUUGCGCUUGAUGAAGUAUUUUGUGUAUUAAUGUACGUCUGUGCGUGUACGCGCGCUUACCUCCCAGACAGGCCUGGCCCCACAAAGCGCAUCCCUUGGACAUCCUCCUGACAGCUCUGACGUUGGUGUACU
Messenger RNA from Paramacrobiotus metropolitanus, 4384 nucleotides. RefSeq lists its product as uncharacterized. Lineage: Eukaryota; Metazoa; Tardigrada; Eutardigrada; Parachela; Macrobiotidae. The transcript has 5 exons. Bases 2987 to 3505 code for a protein of 172 amino acids. Gene Ontology annotation, biological process: proteolysis. The record is from RefSeq and is a predicted model, not a curated record. Gene Ontology annotation, molecular function: metalloendopeptidase activity.